This is a messenger RNA of Penicillium pulvis, 6354 nucleotides long. RefSeq lists its product as uncharacterized. The transcript is spliced from 4 exons. NCBI's taxonomy places the organism in Eukaryota, Fungi, Ascomycota, Eurotiomycetes, Eurotiales, Aspergillaceae. Gene Ontology annotation, cellular component: phagophore assembly site; extrinsic component of membrane. The record is from RefSeq and is a predicted model, not a curated record. Gene Ontology annotation, molecular function: phosphatidylinositol-3-phosphate binding. The coding region runs from base 1 to 6354 and encodes 2117 amino acids. Gene Ontology annotation, biological process: reticulophagy; autophagy of mitochondrion; piecemeal microautophagy of the nucleus.
AUGGCGUACUUUUUACCCUCGUUCUUUCAAAAGCGACUGCUCAAAUACGCCUUGUCCCGCCUGGGGCUCGUUGAUACCGAGGCCUUGGACCUUGAUAAUCUGGGGAUUCGAUGGGGCCAGCGAAGUACCGUGGAGCUGCGAGAUAUAGGCUUGAAGUUGGAGAAACUAGCGACUCUGCUCAACCUUCCUUCGACAUGCGAACUCCUCAGUGCUCGGAUACAGUUUCUCAGGAUAACCGUCCCAGCGGAUAUUUACAGCAGUGGGAUAAUAUGCGAGGUCAACGGCAUUAAUGUGCAUCUACGCUGCUUGCCGGAUGAACCAUUAGCAGGGAAGCAUGGAAAAUCAAGAACCCAGUCAUCGUGUGGCCUAGAGUCACAUGGAUCUGGUGAUAAUCAGAGUCUACCGACACCGUCGCAUCUUGCCGAGUCAUUCCUGGAAGCCGAGCCCAAGGAAGAAAAGGAAGAGCUACAAGCUGCUCUUUCAUCACAAUCUCAUGUCUUCCAGCGAAGCUCCUCCUUCAACGAGGAAGAGGAUGAGGAGCUCGGACUCGGGAGCGAUACACUUUCAUUACCGAGCUUUGUUGCGGGCUUCUUGAAAGGCGUGGCAGAUCGGCUGCAGCUGAAAAUCAAAGAUGUCUCGGUACGUCUGGAUAUGGAACUGAAGCAGGAUGCGCCUUCUAAGAGACAGCCCGAGGACAAGCCGGACCUUGUCGCGGGUCUCCUGAGCGUUGGAGAGAUUGACGUCCAUGGAGUUUCCGGCUUCACCGCAAGCCCAGAUGACCCCGUACCCCUUCGGGAAGGGAAGCGGCUGAUAUCAUUUGCCAAUAUUAGCCUUGGUCUUGUAUCGGAUCCGGUGGUGUUUGCAAACUAUUCGCGAUUCACCUCACCUGCAUCUCCGGCAACCACAAUGCAGUCGAAGGAGAGCCAGACAUCAAGCAGAGCACCCUCGCCCCCUCUGUUAGAUUCUCCCGGCUCAGAGUCAGCGCUUGCCAUGACACGAUCCACAAUAUUCGAACCACCACCCGCAUUCAGUCAGGCCAGCAUUAAUGAAAAUGAAAUGGAGGCUUCAGCAGUAUUCUCUCACGACGGACGUUUCUCAGACGCAGAUUCCGAGGGAGAUCAUCGGUUUGACCACUACGCCGAUGACUCCCAGGUUUUUGGAAACCAUGAUCCAUUUCAAGAUAAUCCCGGGUAUUUGGAUUCGGUAAUUGACGCUCAGUUUGACGACUUUGAUGUGGAGUCACCCGAAACGAGACAUUCCGAUCGCCAAGUAGACAACUCUCCUGGUAGCUCUCUUCUUCACAGCCAUUCCUUCAAUGCCGGCGAAGGGACGAUUGAGCAUGAGAAUGGGCAUGUCGAACCUGAACAGCCCUACAUGCACCCGGAAAACCCACAAGGAUCCCAGGUAUCCAGCUCACCACAGGCGAGCCAACAUGAAUCUUUGGGAGAUGACAUGGCUCGGUCAGCGCAGUGGUCUCCUCACCUGGAGGAAGGAGCCGACAAGGAAGCAGAUACAUCACAGCAUGUCUCUCAAGUAUUUGCAUCAUCCUCUGAAUCUGGAGAUGUAGUAUCAGAGUCAGCAACUCCCAGUGCAGAACUUCUCGAAUCCAAGUACUUCUCUCAUGAUGAAGCACAAAGUUUAUAUAUGAGUGCUAUGAGCCAAGGUCCGACACAGAGUUUCAUGCCUAAUAUGCCAGGCGCGUGGGACUCCUUUGAUACUGGAGAGCAGUCUAAGCUCAAUUCUAUGCAGCAUUCGGACUCCAAGCAAAAUGAUAGCGUUGAUGCUAGCCAAGACGUACAGGAUGAGACCAUGGCAUCCACACCCAGAUUGAAUGUUCUGUCGGAUUCUUACUUUGGUGAACAGCGGUCCGUUGACGACCAGACACGAUCACAAUCCAGACUGCCUGACAGAGAUUCCAUUACAUCUUCGCCUGUCUUACAUAGGAUUAGCGAGAUGAAAAAGCCCAUUCUUGGCAUUGACAAGCUGUGUGUCUGGUUGCCAGCUGCUGCAGGCGAAGAAGAAGCAAGUGAUCACACACCAACCCGGGCGUCUUUCGAAAGCGCAGACAGCGAUUCGAGAGACCUUGCUUAUGGCGUGGAAGAGAGCAUGUUUGCUUCUAAAACUUAUGCUUCGACUAGGUUUCAAAGGGCCUCUUUCGAAUCUCACCCAUCUACUGAGAAAGACCGCUCGGAACAAGCGCACACAAACGCCGAUGAGCAACUUCAUAAGCUGGAAGUUGAAGUAUUUUCAAUCACCACUCAAUUUGACAUAGCCACUGGUUGGCUUUUGAUCAAAGCGGGCCAGAGGAUAUCGCAAGCAGUUGAUGCAGCAGAGAAAGCCCAGCCUCCAGAAUCGCCUAAAUCUGAUCAACCCUCCCCGCAGGUGCCCUUAAAUUUGACAAUUCAUAAUAUUUCCGUCAAGUUUGUUGAGCAUGUACCAGGGCAGCCUUUUUCACAAGAUAAUGAUCUCUCUGCUCUGCCGCUGCCAUAUACCAAUAUGGAGGAGCUUGUUCUUCAAACCACCGCAUCUGGGUUGAGAGCAAGUCUGUCAGCGGAUAAUAAGCGAACUAAUUUCCAUCUGGGUAUCUCCAAAUUUAGCUUUGGCUUUGCCUCUGAUGAUCUGAUAUCAUUCAACGAGUCUUUAAGAAUGCGUGAAUCUACCAGAGAUCUCGCAACACCCUCUCAAGGCGACAUCUCCAUCUCCGUGAUGAAAACGGCAGAUUCAGUCAAAAUUGACGUAUCUACACUUCCCGUAUACCUCAAUCUCAAUGUCCAACGCCUAGAAGAAGUUCUAGGCUGGAUGGGUGGAUUGAGCACCAUCCUUGAAUUAGGAAGCUCUAUAUCGUCAGCAUCCACGAUGAAAGGGACCCACAAGCCUCCGAAGAAACGCCCACGCGGUGUUCACUUUGAGACGCCAAGCCAUGUGCCUGACAAAGAACAGCAAUCAUCUGCCCCAAUGAAGAUCAAUGCGCGACUCGGGGGAGUUGUAGUAAAUAUCACUGGUGAGACGCAUUAUUUAAAUCUCAGCACAACUGCGGUCAAGAUUGUCAGCAGAUUUGAAGGAAUCGGCGCCCAAAUUGACAAAGCGCAAUUGACUGGGCCACUUCCGCUCGAUGACCUCUCUGAUGCGCCAGCCAAGGUGACCCUAAACAAUAUUCGGGUCGAGUUCCUUUUUGCACCUAAGGAAGUUGACCUCGACCGCCUUCUGACUCUCAUCACUCCAUCUCAAGAUAAGUAUGAUGAUGAGGAUGAUAUCAUGUUGGAUACGCUUCUGCGGCAAAGACGACAAGGGUCUGUCCUUCGUACAACGAUAGGUGGGAUGAAGACGAAUAUUUCUAGCAUUGAUGGGUUGGCCCCUCUGUCAUCUCUCGGGUCAGAGCUUGGUCGGCUAUCCACAGUCACAAGAUAUCUACCUGAGGAUGAUCGGCCGGGGCUUCUGACCCUGUCUCUGGUUCGCGAAUUUGACUGUCAAGUUCAUGUGGGCGGAGAUGUUGGGUACAUUGAUGCUCACCUUGCCAACAUUGAAGCUGCCUGGAUCAGCAUGCCGUCUCUGACCGCUGUACAGGUUGGUGCAAUGAGACUCAUUAGGAACGGUGACGAAGAGCUUGUGGGCGACGCAUUACUGCCCAGCAAGAAUCAGACCUCGAUUCAGCCACAGCUUCCUGUUCUCAUGGCUCGAUUUAUCCCCGAUGAAAUGGACCCUACCUUCAAAAUCAAGUUACAUCACCUGCGUGUCGAGUAUACGGUCCCCUCAAUCAUGGCAUUCCUCGGGCUUGGUCGCGACAGCACAGGUGGAGACUUGGCCAGCGAGAUGGCGAACUCAAUCGCCAAUUUUGCUGAGCAGUCCACUCGAUCACCAAAGAUUCAGAGUCUUUCUCCGCCACGAUCAAGCACAUCUAAAGCAUCGAUCAAGGCAACGAAACUCGCAGUUGAGUUCAGAGACUGUGUGUUAGGGCUGAAUCCACGCAAUUCUCCGGCCAAAGGACUAGUCGUCCUUUCGAACUCGAAAUUCAGUGGCACAAUGCACAGCCAAGAAUCGAGCGAAGCCUUGCUCGAGAUCAGGAAAGCGUCUCUUAUGAUUAUUGACGAUGUGUCGAAUGCGGGCCAGACGGACAAUCUUCACCAACGUCGAUCGGCAGUCAUCCAGAGCAAUCAGGUCCAGGCAUACAUCGACGAGGGCUAUGUUCCUGUGACGACUGUUUCCUCCGCAAAAGCUGUUGUGAAAGUGAUGCAGCUUGCCGCUGACGGAACAAAGUCGCUGGAUGUUGAACUGCGGGACGAUCUUCUGAUACUUGACACAUGUGCUGAUUCCACGCAAACUCUCAUCGCCAUUCUAAACGGGCUUCAGCCGCCUACUCCACCGAUCGUCGCUGCCAAGUAUAGAACCGAGGUCAUGCCGCUCCAGGAUAUGCUCGCCUCAUUCACAGGGGAUGCGUUUUCAGCGGACGAUAGCUUGCCAACUGAGAUGCAUAACGAGACGGAAAUUGCCGUCGAUGAAACUGACUUGGAGGGCCAACUAAGCGAUGAACUUGAAUACGUCAGUGAUUUCUGUCCUGGCAAACAGAAGGGAACUGAAAGCCUUGAGGCGUUUGAUGCAAAUGACCUCCUGGACAGUUUCCAUUCUCAGUAUCAAAUCUCAUCCAGCAUAACGGAAUUAGAUUUCCAAGAGGACCACUUUGCCAAGCAGUCUGCUGUUGGUGGCACAGCUCAUCGUUGGGACUCAACCCACAACACAUAUGGUCUCUCAAAUGACCAGAAGCUGCAGCGUAGCCCUCUUCGUGUGAGAGUACGAGAUAUGCAUGUCAUCUGGAAUCUGUUUGACGGCUAUGACUGGCAACGGACGCGAGACACCAUCUCCAAAGCAGUAAAGGAAGUAGAAACCAAGGCCACCGAGCGACGAGCACGAGCUUCUCGGAUGUCACCAGAUGCCGAGGACGAAGAGGAAUCGGUCAUUGGUGACUUCCUUUUCAACUCCAUCUAUAUUGGUAUCCCUGCCAAUAAAGACCCGCGAGAACUUCACCGUGAGAUCAAUCGUGACAUCAACGAUCUUGCCAGUGAGACCGGAAGCUAUGCAACAACCACAACGAUUACUGGAGCCACUCGGCCCACGUCAGAGAGAGAGAAGAAAUUACGACUGAAUCGGAGCAAACAGCACAAGAUGACGUUCGAGCUAAAGGGUGUUUGUGCUGAUUUGGUGGUAUUCCCACCGGGCUCCGAUGAGACACAAAGCUCUUUAGAUGUGCGGGUACGAGAUCUGGAGAUUUUUGAUCAUGUGCCGACCUCUACGUGGAAGAAAUUCGCGACUUACAUGCAUGAGGCGGGAGAGAGGGAAAGCGGGACCAGUAUGGUUCAUUUGGAAAUACUCACUGUGAAGCCCGUCCCAGAACUUGCCGCGUCUGAGAUCGUUCUUAAGGCUACAAUUCUGCCGAUUCGUUUGCAUGUUGACCAGGAUGCUUUGGAGUUCAUGAGUCGAUUCUUCGAGUUCAGAGACGAAUCUGUUGAGCCUUCUACCACUCCAGGAGACAUACCAUUUUUACAACGAGCGGAGGUCAAUGCCGUUCAAGUCAAGCUGGAUUUCAAGCCAAAGAGAGUUGACUACGCUGGACUCAGAUCCGGUCGCACGACUGAAUUCAUGAACUUCUUUGUACUCGAUGGAGCCGACAUGGUGCUACGACAUGUUAUUAUCUACGGUGUGUCUGGCUUUGACCGCCUGGGUAUCACCCUGAACGACAUUUGGAUGCCGGAUGUCAAGCGCAACCAGCUACCCGGCGUCCUUGCAGGUCUCGCUCCCAUUCGCUCUUUGGUCAAUGUGGGCGGAGGUGUAAAGGACCUCGUCGUCGUUCCGAUGCGCGAAUAUCGAAAGGACGGGCGCAUUGUCCGCAGUAUUCAGAAAGGAGCAUUGGCGUUCGCGAAAACCACGUCGAAUGAGCUAGUGAAACUGGGUGCCAAGCUUGCCAUCGGCACCCAGACCGUCCUGCAAGGCGCAGAAGAUCUCUUAACAUCCCCUACUGCCCCCUCAGCCGAGGAAGAAAGAGAAGACGAAGAGGAGGCAAAGAAGAUCUCCCUUUACGCCGACCAACCAAUCGGCGUAGUCCAGGGUCUACGAGGCGCUUUCCGUGGCCUUGAACGCGAUCUUCUCCUGGCCCGUGACGCCAUCGUCGCCGUACCUGGGGAAGUAGUAGAGAGUGGCAGCGCCAAAGCAGCCGCCAGAGCCGUCUGGAAACGUGCACCGACCGUGAUCCUUCGGCCUGCAAUCGGUGUCUCCAAAGCAGUGGGGCAGACACUUCUUGGCGCGGGCAAUUCUUUGGAUCCAAGCAACAGACGCAAAAUGGAAGAUAAAUAUAAACGUCACUGA